Messenger RNA from Chlorocebus sabaeus (green monkey), 776 nucleotides. It is a transcript of the gene NUDT8, whose product is annotated as nudix hydrolase 8. The record is from RefSeq and is a predicted model, not a curated record. Gene Ontology annotation, cellular component: synapse; membrane. Lineage: Eukaryota; Metazoa; Chordata; Mammalia; Primates; Cercopithecidae. Gene Ontology annotation, molecular function: coenzyme A diphosphatase activity. Gene Ontology annotation, biological process: regulation of calcium ion-dependent exocytosis; exocytosis; spontaneous neurotransmitter secretion.
CCUCUUCCCUCGCUCGACCUCGCGUCCUCCGCGUCACGGCCGCGCAGGACUCGGCAUGCUGCCCGACUGCCUGUCGGCCGAGGGCGAGCUGCGCUGCCGCCGGCUGCUGGCGGGGGCCACGGCCCGACUCCGCGCACGGCCCGCGUCGGCCGCGGUGCUCGUGCCUCUCUGCUCAGUGCGCGGGGUCCCGGCUCUGCUGUAUACGCUGCGGUCCAGCCGCCUGACCGGGAGGCACAAGGGCGACGUUAGUUUCCCAGGCGGCAAGUGCGACCCGGCUGACCAGGACGUGGUGCACACGGCCCUGCGGGAAACCCAGGAGGAACUGGGCCUGGCAGUGCCCGAGGAGCACGUGUGGGGCCUGCUGCGGCCUGUGUAUGAUCCGCAAAAGGCCACCGUGGUGCCAGUGCUUGCUGGUGUGGGCCCACUGGAUCCCCAGAGCCUCAGGCCCAACUCGGAGGAGGUGGAUGAGGUGUUUGCACUCCCACUAGCCCACCUGCUGCAGACGCAGAAUCAGGGCUAUACCCACUUCUGCCAGCGUGGCCACUUCCGCUACACACUACCUGUCUUCCUGCAUGGACCACACCGGGUCUGGGGCCUCACAGCUGUCAUCACCGAGUUUGCCCUGCAGCUGCUGGCACCUGGUACCUACCAGCCCCGCCUGGCCGGCCUGAGCUGGCCAGGGGCUGAGGGCCUGGCCCACCCUCAGCAGCCCCUGGUUUCACCCUGCCAGGCCAGCUCCACUUCAGGACUGAAUAAAGGCCUUUGACAGCUCUAGA